AUGCCAAUAAACCUACACUCUCUCUACCUCACUACACUAGAUGACAUUACAUCCAUAGCCAUGUAUUGUUUUGCCUCUAGCCUCACCUCUAAAGCCGGUGUUAUUGGCAAUAGUGCCAAACAGAUUGAUAGUAUAUUGGCUUGGAGCAGGAGUUAUAUGGCUAAAGAUAUCAAAUUUGGUGUUGAAGCUUAUGCCUUGAUGCUUAGUGGUAUGGAGGAGCUUGUUGAUGUUGUUAAAGUUACCGUAGGCCUAAAGGAUGUAAUAGUUAAGAACAUAGGUGUUAGCUUUGUGAACCAAGUUGCAAAUGCUAUAGAUGAUAUGGUAGGCAAUGCCGGAAUGAAUGCUAUGGACCUAAGACAUGGGAUCUUAAUGGCGAUUGAAGCUGUUGUGACAACAUUGAAGAGUAGGGCAAAGAUGAUCAAGCAUAUCCGAGGAAAUAGCCCAGAGUUGGGAUAA
Dovyalis caffra is the source of this 456-nucleotide messenger RNA. Lineage: Eukaryota; Viridiplantae; Streptophyta; Magnoliopsida; Malpighiales; Salicaceae. The record is from the annotation of a GenBank genome assembly.